UCGCUGCUAGUCGCUGCUAGUCCAAGUUCAAGCCCCUAUGCGAAGCCAUGAAGUGCUGCUGAAUGUGGGUCUCUUUUGGGGCGUCCGUGCGAGACUCGACAAAUGUCCAGGUGAGGAUCGAUCCAGCGAUGGCACAUGUACCAUUGACGGAGGCUUUGUUUGCUUGCAGCUCCUGGACGAGCAUGGUCAUCCGCGGGACUUUGCACCAGCAAAAGACUGGUGGAACAUAACGGGUCAAUCAGCGCACAAAUGGGAUGCCCGGAUUCGGAGCAACGGUGGAGAUUCUUGGUGUGUUUGCGCUACGUGCGCGUCCGAGAUUGUGGACAAGGUUGGCUGCCAUGCGAUGCCCAUCCGCUGCAACGCAACGAAUAAGCAAGACAUUUUUGGCAUCAACUUGCCUGAGUAUGGCUCCUUAGAGAGAUGUCUUCGUCUAAAAUGCGGCUUUUCAUCCUUGUGGGACGCCAAUCUGGAUGACUUACAAAGAGAUCUGCAGGGUGGCUCCUGGGUCCAAUCCACAGUGGUUUUGGGUUGCGCUUUUGCAGCAGCUACUGCUUUGGCCCUUCUUCUGAGGAGGCUCUUGGCAGUGUCAAACUCGCCUCGUUAUGAAGCCGUGGACACCAGCGAUGGUGAGGGCCUGUUGGACGAGGAGAGGUUCCUGUGCCCAUGCGCAGAAUGAUGCGGAAGGGCCACAGCAUUCUGUUUUCAGCGUGUGUGAGAUGCGGAGCCAGGACAUUGCUCCCGUGAAAGGCCCUGUGAGAAUUGUACAGGGCAGCGCCAAAGAUUCCAUGAAAAGG
Cladocopium goreaui is the source of this 794-nucleotide messenger RNA. Lineage: Eukaryota; Dinophyceae; Suessiales; Symbiodiniaceae. The record is from the annotation of a GenBank genome assembly.